AUGGUUUCGCCGUCGAGACUUGAAGACAUUCGCGUAGUCGCUGUCAAGGCAAUAGACCCAACAGAUCAGAUCAUCAAGCUCUUUUGCGGCAUAGGCAAGAAAGCCAAAGACACCAAGACUGUGACUGUUCAUCAAGGCGUGCUAUGCAGCGGCUCUUCCGGGUUCUUCAAAAACGCCAUGAAGCCCGAAUGGAUGGCUCAGCGAGAUGAUCCGUACACUAUUAAUCUAGUCGAUGAUCCUUUGGAAGCCGUCAAACUAUACGUCAACUUUCUGUACUUCAAGACGCUCCCGACGCCCGACCUACCUCAUAAGGACGAAAAAAGGAGCGAAGUCACACUGAGGAAAAUUCAAGGCUACUUGAGUGUGUUAGCACGUGCUUAUGUCUUCGGAGAGAAGAUCCUGGAUAUAAAGUUUAAGAAUGUAGUGAUCCAGAGUUUUCAGACGAUAACUAGAGACUACAAGGUGCUGCCAAUGAAAGGCUUCGCUUCGCUGAUCUAUGGAGGGACUCCUGCCGGCUCUCCUGCAAGACGCCUAUUUGUCGACUAUGUGGCUUAUUGCGCGUGCUCAGAUGGGAAGGGUGCCUGGCACGACGUCAUUGAAACGCUUCCAUCGGAGAUGUUGGUCGACGUCACGAAGCGUAUGAUAGAAGUGCGACCAACGCUGGCGAGACAUUGCUCUGGAAACUACAAUGAGGAGGAAACGGACUGAGUGGUCAGUUUGAGUCAUCGAGGAGAACAUGGAUCUGGUCGCGCGAGUACGGUCAAGUGAAAC
Messenger RNA from Dothidotthia symphoricarpi CBS 119687, 771 nucleotides. RefSeq lists its product as uncharacterized. The transcript has 2 exons. NCBI's taxonomy places the organism in Eukaryota, Fungi, Ascomycota, Dothideomycetes, Pleosporales, Dothidotthiaceae. Gene Ontology annotation, molecular function: protein binding. Bases 1 to 708 code for a protein of 235 amino acids. The record is from RefSeq and is a predicted model, not a curated record.